This is a messenger RNA of Cuscuta campestris, 2568 nucleotides long. Lineage: Eukaryota; Viridiplantae; Streptophyta; Magnoliopsida; Solanales; Convolvulaceae. The record is from the annotation of a GenBank genome assembly.
AAUGAGUCAAGAAUCUGCCCACGGACAAGGCAACAACAAUGUACACGUCAGUGUUCAUACUGAAGCAUCUAGUUUCACCCCUCCCGUCCAAAAUGAACCCGUCAAUCAACAAAAUGUUGGGAAUAACCCGAAUGCUAGAGGUCAACCCGACCUUGUGAUUCCAGCUUUUCUGGCUAAUGUGUUGCAACAAAUAGCCAACGCGCCAAUGUUUCAACCACCUCCACCACCGCCACCUCGAGUGAUAACCUACAAAACGCUAAGAGAUAACGGUGCAGAAUUAUUCCUUGGGGAUCGCAUCGGUGAACCCCAAAUUGCGUGGGACUGGAUCGAGCAAACUGCUCGAGUGUUGGAAGAUCUCAAUGUACUCAUGGACAUUUAUCCCAGACUGGCUUCUCAAUUUCUUCGAAAGGAAGCCUACGAGUGGUGGAAGAGGACUGAUGAGAGUGCGGGAACCCCUAAGCCGUGGACAUGGGCACAUUUCGAAUGGGCAUUCAAGCAAGAAUAUAUUCUGAAACGUUUUAGCGAGGAAAGACGUAAGGAAUUUGUUGAACUAGAACAGGGAGACAUGACACUCCCUGAAUAUCGUCAGAAGUUUACCAAACAUGCAAAGUUUGCGCCAACCUUGGUGAGUACCCCAUCCGAUUGCAUUGAGGAGUUCAGGAAGAAACUUCGACCUGACCUCAGGUCGCGAGUGUCCGUCCUAACCACUAUGGAUUUUGCGGAGGCCUAUGAUCUUAUAAGGGCAGACAGCGACUUGAGUGCUUGCAUUGAGUAUUUGAAGACAAACAAUACUAGCUCAAGCACUCACCGUCCCAUCAACUCUGUCUCAAAAGGAAAAAGGCCCUUCCAGGAAUCUAGUAGUUCACAUUUCUCUAAAAAGGGAAAAUCUGCACAAACUCAGUCACUAACAUCCGGUAAUAGAACCAAGGGGUGGAAAAAUCCACAGUGCGACAAAUGCGAAAGGCACCACCCUGGGGAAUGUUGGCUUACACAAGGGUUAUGUCUCGGUUGUGGAAAACCAGGACAUUUCCGAAAGGAGUGCCCUACAAAUCCUGGAGAACCGUUCCCACCUGCCCCCGUUGCUAGCCAGUCUGCAUCAGCACAACCUGCACUAAGUCAACGGUCAACUGCGGGAUCUAAUCCUGCAAAAAGUCAAAACAAACAGCAAGGACGAGCUCCUGCCCGUACCUACGCAAUGAAAGCUCGAGGUGAGGAAAACCCUGACGUCAUUCAGGGUAUGUUUUCCUUAUUUGAUACUGUCAUGCAUGUGUUGAUAGACCCUGGAUCAACGUUGUCUUAUAUUUGUGUACAUAUGCCUGAAAAAGCUGAGAUAAUGAAAGAACAAUUGGAACAACCUAUACUAGUGUCUAACCCGUUAGGACAUAGUAUGAGGUUCAUCAAUCUUUCCAAAACCUAUUCCUUCUUUAGUGUAUUGCAUAGAAUCAAAAACAAGAUUAAGAAAAAAUUGAAUGGAACAAACUUUGUUGACUGGAAACACAAUCUCUCCAUUGUUCUCCGCAUGGAUGAGAAAGAGUAUGUGCUCGAAAAUCCCAUUCCUCCUGCCCCUCCCGCUAACGCCCCGAAAGCGGUUAAAUAUGCCUAUGAGAAACAUGUUAAGGAUGACAACCAGGUUAGCUGUGUCAUGCUGGCAACCAUGACACCCAAGCUGCAAAAACAGCACGAGGACAUGAAGGCCCUCGACAUGAUCGUGGCCUUGCGGCAGCUAUACCAGGGGCAAUCCAGGCAUGAAUGUUUUCUUAAAGAACUGGCAACAGACCUGAUCCUGCAGUCGCUCCCUGAGCUGUAUAAGGGUUUUGUCAUGAACUACAUGAUGAAUGAUCUUGGCAAACCCCUUCCGGAGCUUCUUAAAAUGCUCCAGAUUGCAGAAGAGAACCUUACUAAGGGCAAGGGUGCUUCCGUCCUUAUGGUCCAAGGCGGAAAGGGGAAGCCGAAGAAGGGGAUCAAGAUUAAGGUUAGGACGGUUGGAAAGCCUAAAUCAAAGUCCACUUUAUCUACAACCCAGAAACCUGUAGGAGGGAUUGCAAAGGGCAAAUGUCAUCACUGUGGAAAUGAUAUUCCUACUUUAACCACCGUCAAAACGUGGUUGAGUAAGAGUUUCUCUAUGAAGGACUUGGGAGAUGUCAGUUAUGCACUUGGCAUAAGAAUCUAUAGGGGUAGAUCACAGAAGCUGUUAGUGAUCGCCGCUGUUAAAGUCACCGGAGGUAGCCACGGUUCUUGCCGGAAGUUGCUCCGGGAAGUUGAAUGAAGAAAACAUUUCCUGUGCAAAUCAGCCCACUUGUGAGCACUUUUACACCCUCUAAACGUCAUUAUUUUAAUCUGGUUUCUAAACGAAAGUUGUAUCCUUAUGUCUUACGAAACCAUAGCUUCAAACGGUUCGCGAUUGCGUUGAGUAACGAAAGAGAUAUCGCCCGAAAACCGGGGCUGGUACAGUGGUGAUGGGAAGCAGCGAGUUUUAUGAUUUCCAACGUUGUUUUCGCUCGCGUUCGUUCAUUGAGCUUCAUAUCGUCGAUUUCCAGGUAUGAGAGAGAAUAAAUAUGGAGCCUAUUU